AUGAACGAAACGGCCGCCCGGUUGAUGCCGCCGGUCAGCGGGAUCGACCUGAAUCGACCCUCCGGCUCCCCGAUAGACCAGAAACCUGCGAAUGCGUGGGCCAGCGGCGCUCAAAUGUUGAACCUCUCCCCUCCUGCCGGCGAUCAAGCCGCCAUGCUCGGCAUAAAUUCCGAACCGAUGCAGAGCAGCUCGGGGGCGAUGUCACGCGAAAAUGAAGAGAGUUGGGCCUCCGACCUCGACAAGAGUGGCGACGACAUCUCCGGGGACCCAGAAGGAGUGUGGUCGGCCGACAUCGAGCAGGCAUUCCAAGAAGCCCUCAACAUCUAUCCGCCAUGUGGGAGGAGGAAAAUUAUUUUGUCGGAUGAGGGGAAGAUGUAUGGCCGAAACGAGCUGAUCGCACGCUAUAUUAAAAUCCGAUGCGGGAAAUCGCGGACGCGGAAGCAGGUGAGCAGCCACAUCCAGGUGCUCGCCCGCAAGAAGAUGAGGGAGGGCAAAGGCAUGAAACAUGACCCCGGAUCACCACAAGGCCCCGCCUCCGCCCCUGUUCAUCUACCAACCUCCGCAUCGACGGCUUCAUCAACCUCGCCAAGGGACCCGAUCAAGCUUGGAGGCAGCCCCGUGGCUCCAAACGAUAAACCGAGCAAUCCAGCGUUGCCUACGCACCCCCUGAUGAUGCCGAAUCCGGUCACGCCCGAGCUGGACAAGGGCAUGCAUCUACAGCAGAUUACCAACCUUUUCCCCCACCCCUUCCCGUUCCUCCCCGGAAUGCCCUUCCCCAAUGGAGCAUUCCCAACGGCGGCCUUUGGUACGGACCUCUACAGCAGUCUGGCGAUGAUCAAGCCUGUCACGCCGCCCGAGGAGACCACACAGAAAGUCAGCUAUCUCGCGUCGAAGCGAUUGGCGCUGAAGGACUUCACCGCCUAUGUGGAGCACAACGGCCACCGGAAGGAGAUCCUCAGCAUCACCACGUCCGUCGAUGGCGAUUUGACGGACAUCCCCCUCGACUACCUGAAGGAGUACUUCCAGGCCGAGAUGCCGCGACUCCGAAAAGUCACCCCCGACGCCCUGUUCCUCGUCCGCGGAUGGGCAAACCUCGAUUUUGAUGUGGACAACUCCUCAGCCAUGUAUGCGGUAGAUGCUCACUACGCCAGUGCCGUCCACUAUCCAUCAUUACGGGUACGGACACUGGCGCUCUCCUUCGGGAAUGCCGUCGUCGAAAAGGAUGAGGAAAUCCCCGCCUCUCCCACCACCAACGCCUUCAACGGCCAGUACGAGUAUCGACUGGAGAAAUCGGAAUGGUGCCAAUGGCUGGUCCUGUUCCUCACCCAGCUGAAAGAUUUGGAGUCGAAGACCGAACAGGGCGAUGUCCUGAAUAACUUCAGUGUAUUGCAGGAAGUCCGCGGCAUCAAAGAAGACAAAUCCGAAGAAACCCUGCUCGUCUUCGGCCUGUUAAUCGACAUCGGCGCCAACUCGUCCACCUUCUUCAAGCUCACCCAAAAA
Molecule: messenger RNA, 1500 nt
Organism: Mesorhabditis spiculigera
Lineage: Eukaryota; Metazoa; Nematoda; Chromadorea; Rhabditida; Rhabditidae
Source: the annotation of a GenBank genome assembly